Molecule: messenger RNA, 330 nt
Organism: Chaetura pelagica (chimney swift)
Lineage: Eukaryota; Metazoa; Chordata; Aves; Apodiformes; Apodidae
Gene: PPP1R1C
Product: protein phosphatase 1, regulatory (inhibitor) subunit 1C
Exons: 5
Coding region: 1-330 (109 amino acids)
Biological process (GO): intracellular signal transduction
Cellular component (GO): cytoplasm
Molecular function (GO): protein phosphatase inhibitor activity
Source: RefSeq, a predicted model, not a curated record
AUGGAGCCCAACAGCCCUAAAAAAAUACAGUUUGCUGUGCCGCUGUUUCAGAGUCAAAUAGAUCCUGAAGCAGCUGAGCAGAUCAGGAAAAGAAGGCCAACACCAGCAUCGCUUGUCAUCAUGAAUGAACACGUGCCCCCAGAGAAAGAUGAGAAGAGAACAAACAUCUCACAGGCAGAGUCCCAGAGCGCCUCUCCCAAGCAAAGGAAGCAGAGCGUCUUCACCCCACCCGCCCUCAAAGGGAUUAAGCACCUGAAGAGUAAGAGUGAUUCAGCAUUUCCAGAGGAGGAAGAAGGAGUAAGUGAAAGGGAAGAGGAGUGGGACCACUGA